Molecule: messenger RNA, 525 nt
Organism: Klebsormidium nitens
Lineage: Eukaryota; Viridiplantae; Streptophyta; Klebsormidiophyceae; Klebsormidiales; Klebsormidiaceae
Source: the annotation of a GenBank genome assembly
AUGGCGGCAUCGCAAAGGUUUUGCUUUUACCUGGCUCUCCUGGCAGUCAGCUUCUCAGCCCGGUCCACGGCUUCCCGUGUGCUCCAGCAGGCGCCACCUCUGCCCAUCCCCAUGGCUCCGCCGUCGCCCGGGCUGCCUCCAGUUGGGGCAGCCCCCGGGCAGUGCGCCGGCGUCACAUUCGCCCCGAGCACACUGGGACCGGUCGCCGCCAAUUGUACCGGUCCGCAGCUGUCCCAGCUCGCAUGCUGCAGCGCCAUCAGUGGUUUGUGGGAGAUGGCCGGGAUUGCGUCACCCCAGGCAGCCCAGACGCUGGGCACUGCCACCAUCGACUUCAACACGGAGCAGGCGUGCCUCGCCGUAACGCAGCAGGCGCUCGCGCCCCUGGGCGUUACCAUCGACCUUCGCCAGCUGUGCGCGGGCCCUCUGGGCGUAUUAAUCACGCCCGGGAACACGUGCCCCAGCAAAGACCUGCCGCCGGCCGCCGCUCAGAACGUCAUGAGCGCAUGCGCCAACGUGCCCACGUAA